Molecule: messenger RNA, 3596 nt
Organism: Urocitellus parryii (Arctic ground squirrel)
Lineage: Eukaryota; Metazoa; Chordata; Mammalia; Rodentia; Sciuridae
Source: RefSeq, a predicted model, not a curated record
GCGGGAGGCGGGGCGGCGCGUGACCUGGGCCUCUCCGCGGCGCGCAGCCAAGGCACUGACCUUUGGACUGGAUGCUUCAGAGCAUUUGAAAGAACUAUCAGGAUGAUUUUGAACUAGCCACAUUAGAAAUCUUGUCGGAAYACUGCCUCCAUCCAGCACAUAUCUGCCCAGUGGAGUUUUCCUAGAGUGGAGCUUGAAGGUGCUGUUAUGUAGACAUUCCUGCUGAUGCUCAUGGAACCAGACUGGUGGAUUUGACUUCUCUUACUUUAUUAUAUUCUGAAUUCCAAAAGGUGUAGAGAUAUUCAUGAAACUGAAGAGGCUACGCGGAAAGGAAGAAGCACUUUCAUCUGAAYAAAAACUAAGAAGUGGCAAUCAAGAUAGAAAACACCUAACCCUACCACACCGGCUUCUCUGCAAUGGAGACACAGCUGGGGAGCAAGAAGUGAUACUGGAAAAAGAAAUCCAAAUAAACAGGAUGAGGCUGACUGAGAAGUAAAUGGCCACCUCUACCUCCCCAGAGACAAAGUCAGCCYCUUGGUGGAAUUAUUUUUUUCUCUAUGAUGGCUCCAAGGUGAAGGAGGAAGGAGAUCCCACCCGAGCUGGCAUUUGUUAUUUUUACCCUCCUCAGACCCUGCUGGACCAGCAGGAGCUGCUGUGCGGGCAGAUUGCCGGAGUGGUCCGCUGUGUCUCUGACAUUUCUGACUCUCCUCCUACCCUCAUCCGUCUUCGGAAGCUCAAGUUUGCCGUGAAGGUGGACGGAGAUUACCUCUGGGUGCUGGGCUGCGCCGUGGAGCUCCCUGAUGUCAGCUGCAAGCGGUUUCUGGAUCAGCUCAUCGGAUUCUUCCAUUUUUACAAUGGGCCUGUUUCCCUGGCUUAUAAGAGCCGUUCUCAGGAAGAACUAAGCUCGCAGUGGAACACCUUCAUCCAGCGCGUUCUGAGCAACACUAGCGAUCUGCACAAGAUAUUCAAUUCCCUCUGGAACUUGGACCGAACCAAGGUGGAGCCGCUGCUGCUGCUGAAGGCAGCUCUCAUCCUACAGACCUGCCAGCGCUCGCCUCACGUACUAGCUGGGUGCAUCCUCUAUGAAGGACUGAUCGUGAGCACCCAGCUGCAGCCCUCGCUCACAGCCAAGGUCCUGCUUCACCAGCCUGCACCUCGGGACCAGAGACUCUCCGCAGCAGGGGCCGCCCCACAGGAAGCGGGAACAGCGUUCCCCCCGAAUGUUCUGAUCACACCUGUCUUCGUGACCCAAGAGGAAGCUGUGAGCCUCCGAGAGUUCCCAGCGGAGCGGGUGCCUGGCUCUCCCACGCCUUCAGCCCGACUCCAGGACACUCCGGCCCAGCACGCUACAAAGAGUCGGGGCAUAUCUGCCCCAAAGGAACAUGCCACCAGGCAUGCGGAAUCUGUGUCCUGUAUGCCAGUGACCACUCCAGCGCCUCUGAGUCCAGGGAGAGCCUGGCCAAGUGGCAGGCAGGAGAAUGGGCAUGUGCCUGGCCGGGAGCUGGAGCCCCUUGGGUCUGCGGGACUGCGCAGCCUGGUCCAGAGCCAGGGUCUUGGCCUCAGCUGCUCGCUGCAGGAGCCAGGCUUUCCCGAGGGAGAGCUGGACUUGUCUGAAGUCCACAUUCCAGAAGCUCAUGAAGAAGGACCGUCUUCAGGCCAUCUUGCUUUCCCACAUGUGUGUGCCCUGGGUGGCAGAGGUCCCUGCAGCCAAGAACCUGUGAAUGGUGCCAGCAGUUUGGAGCCCACAGUGCCUGAGGACUCAGCUGUCAGCAGCCGCUUCUCUCCUGCCCCUCCUGAGACACUCACCCAGAACGGAGUCCUAGAACAGGGCGAGGACCUUCCUGCCACCAGUGGCCACACCCUUGUUCCUGGAGCAGAUCCUCUCCCCAGAAGGACCAGCAGGCCCUUGCCACCGCCUUGCCCAGAUCCAGGGCAGAGAGAGACUGAGCUGUCUUGUGGGGAGCAGGGUGUGGCUCAGGGUGUCGACGGGGUCCACAGGAGCCUGGAGGGCCCUGGAUUGGAGGGCAGUUCAAACUCCGCCAACCCUCAGGGUGACAGGCCCUCUGCAGACAGAGCGGACUGCACGCUGGCCGCAGCAGGGUCCCACUCGGGACUUGUGCAGAUGAACCUGUACACCCACAGCGUCAAGGGCCUGGUGCUGUCCCUGCUGGCCGAGGAGCCGCUGCUGGGAGAUGGCGCCGCCAUUGAGGAGGUGUACCGCAGCAGCCUGGCGUCCCUGAACGGGCUGGAGGUGCACCUGGAGGAGACGCUGCCGGCCGAGGAGGCGGGCCCCGCCCGCAGCACCUACACCUUCACGCACUACGACCGCGUCCAGAGCGUGCUCUCCGCGAACCUGCCACAGGCGGCCACCCCCCAGGACCGCCGCUUCCUCCAGGCCGUCAGCCUCAUGCACUCGGAUUUUGCCCGGCUGCCUGCGCUGUACGAAAUGACCGCCAGGAACGCCUCCACCGCCGUGUUCGCCUGCUGCACCCCCGCCCAGGAGACCUACUUCCAGCCUCUGGCAGCCGUGGCCCGGAGCUCCGGCUUCCCCAGCCCCGAGGACAGCGCCUUCAGCCUCCCCGGCCGAGCCAGGCAGAAGCUGCUGAAGCACGGGGUGAACUUGCUCUGAACUGUGUCCACAGCCACAGGGUCUGAGGAGCAGUGACCUUGAACAGCGCCAGCAAGGGGAGCUCUGCCCUCAGUGAGGCCUGCGCCGUCUGCUUCUCGUGGAGUGCCCCGUUCCAGGGAAGGGGCCCCGAGUGCCACUCCUUUCCCAGCCUGGGCUGUGGGUAAAUGGGGGUCCUCGGGGUCUGCAGACGUGGCGCAGUUUGGUAAGCGCCCUCUUUGGCCACAUGGGGCCAGGAUGGCUGCUAGGUCCUUGUACCAAAGAAGCUCAGGGUUGGUUGUUUCCCUGUCACCCUGGGCCGGAGGCUUUUGAUGUCCCUGCUUCUGUUCAUCCCAGCCUGAAGGGUGCUGCAGUCUAAGUUGGCAUUGUGUUCUAGAACCUAAUUGUCCCCAGUCCAGGGUGUUUGUUCAACCCCAUCACAAGGUGGGCAGGGUGAGGUGUCCCGAUGAGGAGGGGGGGUCUGUUACCAGCUGUCCCCCUCAUUUCUCAGGUCUCGCCCUCCUCCAGGGAGGGGCUGCAGGCGGGGAGGGGCUCCCUGGAGGGGGCUGCGCAAAGCCCUGCGCUGGUCCUCAGUCUGACGGUGCCAGAGGAGCCCCGACGGCAGGUGGCACUUCAGAAGAUCCACAAUGGAGAAGGGAAGGGCAGGGACAGCAGGACCAACCUUGCAGCUCUGUGGCUGCUUCCUUCCGUUGGUGUCCCCAACGGGAGUUCCCAUGACCUCGGGGCAAAGCAAGACCGAGUUCCCAGCAGCUGUGAGGGGGAGAGUGGACCUUCCCCUGGCAGAGCCCCUGCAAGGUGGUCAGGCGCUGGGGUCCAGGACACGGGUCAGAGCUGUCCAGGUUUGCUGGAAACACCGAGAUGCCCUUAGGACUCCUGGUGGAGCAAGUCACGUUGGGAGCAGUGGUGUCGAUGACCUGUUGUCUUUUCUUGAAACAAGUUUCCAAGGGCUAAAAAUAAAACACAUGUCAAA